This is a messenger RNA of Labrus mixtus (cuckoo wrasse), 5548 nucleotides long. RefSeq names its product eukaryotic translation initiation factor 2 alpha kinase 4 (gene eif2ak4). The record is from RefSeq and is a predicted model, not a curated record. NCBI's taxonomy places the organism in Eukaryota, Metazoa, Chordata, Actinopteri, Labriformes, Labridae. Gene Ontology annotation, biological process: regulation of translational initiation by eIF2 alpha phosphorylation; DNA damage checkpoint signaling. Gene Ontology annotation, cellular component: cytosol. The coding region runs from base 195 to 5174 and encodes 1659 amino acids. The transcript is spliced from 39 exons. Gene Ontology annotation, molecular function: protein binding; eukaryotic translation initiation factor 2alpha kinase activity; ATP binding.
UUUAUAAGUUGAGUUUUACUCUCUAAAUGCAACGGUAAGGUAGUUAUGCGUCACAAACUUUUGUGUUUUACAAAGUGAGAGAGGAGGAGAAGCUGCCGGCGGAGCGGCGUGCCGAGCGGAUCCGCUUCCUGCUUCUGUUUGACGGCUGUGAGUGUGACAGCAGUGAAGUACUGCCAUGUAGCCGAGGCAGAAGAAUGAGCGAUCAGCACACUCCAACAGAUGGGACAGAUGACCACACUGUCCAGCAGGAAAACGAACUAGAAGCCCUCGCGUCAAUCUUCGGAGAUGAUUUCCUGGAUCUGCGGAACAACGAUCCAUGGAGGGUUAAAAGACCUCCAGAGGUGUACCUCUGCUUGCGACCCAGUGGGCUGAACACCGGGGAGGAAUGCUACGUGACCGUCGACCUGCAGGUCAAAUGCUCUCCCACAUAUCCAGAUGUGCCUCCAGAGCUGGAGCUGAAAAAUGCCAAAGGCUUGUCAAACGAAGCCCUCCAGAACCUGCAGACUGAACUCACCAAACUUGCAGCAGUACGAUGUGGAGAGGUGAUGAUUUAUGAGCUGGCCGACCACAUCCAGGGCUUCUUGAGUGAACACAACAAGCCUCCGCCGAGCUCCUUCCAUGAGGAGAUGCUGAAGAACCAGCGGAGGCAGCAGGAGAAACGAGACCAGGAGGAGCAGCAGAGGAUGGACCAGAGGCGCAGGCAGGAGGAGGAGAUGGAAAAAGAGAUCAUAGCUGAAAUCCAAAGAAGAGAGGAGGAGAAACGAGAGGAAAAGCGAAGGAAGGAGAUAGCCAAACAGGAGCGCCUUGAGAGUAUGGAGCAGCCAGUCUCUGCUAACUUGUUAGGGAAGAGCCCGCCCAGCCCGAGUGGAGUUCCUCCUGAAUUGACUGAAGCCAGGAAAAUGGUUGCUAAUCGGCGUCGGACUACCUCCAACUCACGCCACAAGCGUGAUACGGUCAAUGAAGAGAACCAGCGCGCGCAGGAGCUUCUUCACUUCAACAGCAGCACUUUUGGAGAACUUGUCGUGCACAGAGGGAAGCUUUUAGGUGAAAGCCAGAGGCUCCGCCGAAGCGUUUAUAACGGAUUUGAGGCGAACUCUGGAGACUUUGCCGUGAUCUACGAGUGGUCGCUGCGCUGGAACAGGAAGAUGGGCAAGUUCUACACCAGCCAGGAGAAAGGAAGGAUUGACAACUGCAAGAAGCAGAUUCAUGCAGCAGAAAACGAGUUCAACUCGCUCCUGCGGCUGGAUCACCCAAACCUGGUUCACUACAUGGCUCUGAGCUCCACAGAGAAGGAGGACUGCCUGGUGGUAAACAUGUUGGUGGAGCACAUGGCUGGCACCAACCUGAACCAGAGCCUGAUCGCUCAGAGUCCUGUUCCUCUGGAUAAACUGGUCCAGUACACGGCCCAGCUUCUGGCCGCCCUCGACUACCUCCACUCUAACUCUGUGGUUCACAAACAGCUGGGCGCCUCCAGCGUGCUGCUGGACUCCGAGGGAAACGUUCGAUUGACGGAUUACAGUCUAUCAAAGAGGUUCGCUGACAUGUGCAAAGAAGACAUUUUCGAGCAGGCACACGUGCGAUUCUCAGAGGACACAGCUAUGCCGACCAAAACGGGAAAGAAAGGGGACGUGUGGAACUUGGGGCUGAUGCUGCUGGCUCUGAGUCAGGGUAAGGAGGUGAAGGAGUAUCCAGUGACGGUGCCCACCAGCCUGCCUGCAGACUUCCAGGACUUCCUCCACAAGUGUGUGUGUCUGAUUGACGCUGAACGCUGGACAACACAGCAGCUGUUGGAACACUCCUUCCUCAAGCCCCCGUCACCUAAAAACCUGCCGCAGUACCAGGAUAACAGCCCAGAAGAUCUGGCUGAAGACUUUGCGUCUUCAGUCAUCCCACAGAGUCACAUCCUCAACGCUCCCUUCAUCGCCGGGGUGCAGAGGCAGUUUUCUCGCUACUUCGAUGAGUUUGAGGAGCUCCAGCAUCUUGGAAAAGGAGCUUUCGGUGCUGUGAUUAAGGUCCAGAAUAAACUCGACGGAUGUUACUAUGCUGUGAAGCGCAUCCAGGUCAACCCUGCCAGCAAACAGUUCAGGCGGAUCAAAGGCGAGGUGACGCUGCUCUCGCGCCUAAACCAUGAGAAUAUCGUCCGCUACUACAAUGCGUGGAUCGAGCGGCACGAGACGCACGAGGCGCAGUCCGGGGGAGACUUGAGCAACACCACUGACAGCUCUGUGCAGUGGAGCCCCGCCCACAAAUCUCCUCGGCAUAAAGAGUGUGCGCGGCACAUCAACGAGCUCGGCCUGCCUGAUGACGUGGAGGACAUUGCCCCGCCUCCUGCCCUGUCCAGCUCGGUGGAAUGGUCCACCUCCAUAGAGAGGUCCUCCAGCGCCAAAUGUAGCAGACACCAGUCUAGCGAUGAAGAGGAUGAUGAUGAUGAUGAGGAAGAUGUGUUUGGGGCCUCAUUUUUGCCAUCAGACAGUGAUUCAGGAAGUGACAUCAUCUUUGACAAUGGCGAUGAAAGCACAGAUGAUUUGUCAGAGGUUGAGCCGAGCAAAAGACAGACAACUGAAACAGACACCACAGAGUCGGAUGGAUCUCUGCUCAUCGCACAUCACCUGUACAUACAAAUGGAAUACUGUGAAAAAAGCACGUUAAGAGACACCAUUGAUCAAGGUCUGCACCAGGAUCAAAAUCGUUUGUGGAGACUUUUCAGGGAGAUACUGGACGGCAUUGCUUACAUCCACGAGCAGGGAAUGAUCCACAGGGACCUGAAGCCUGUCAACAUUUUCCUUGACUCACAGGACCAUGUGAAGAUCGGAGACUUUGGCCUAGCUACAGACCACCCUGCUAAUGUGGCUGCAGGUAAAUUUGAGGUGGAGGAGAGCGGCUCAGCAGUGAUGCCCAAACCAGACCCUGCAGGUAACAUGACAGGCAUGGUUGGCACUGCCCUCUAUGUAAGUCCGGAGGUUCAAGGAAACACCAAAGCUACCUACAACCAAAAAGUUGACCUGUUCAGCCUGGGGAUCAUCCUGUUUGAGAUGUCCUACCACCCCAUGACAACGGGGGCAGAGCGUAUUUCUGUCCUGAGCCAGCUUCGUGUGGAGCCGACCAUCUUCCCGGAGAACUAUACUGCGUAUGAGCAAGGAACACAGAGAAAAGUGAUCCAGUGGCUGUUGAACCACGACCCUGCACUGCGGCCCACUGCCCAGGAGCUGCUGAAGAGUGAACUGCUACCUCCACCUCAGCUGGAGGAUUCGGAGCUGCACGAGGUGCUGCACCACACGAUGGCCAAUAUCAAUGGCAAAGCGUACCGCACCAUGGUGGGGCAGUUGUUUGCUCAGAACCCCUCUCCUGUCAUGGACUACACCUACGACAUUGACCUACACAAGGGCAGCUUCAGCUUCAACGGUGCCAAAUUGCAGCAGUAUGUGCAUGAAACAAUCACCAGGAUCUUCAAGAAGCACGGUGCGGUGCGUCUCCAGACACCGCUGCUCCUCCCCAGGAACAGAAAGCUGUAUGACAGCAGCGAGCCGGCGUGCUUCAUGGACCACAGCGGAAUGCUGGUUACUUUGCCCUAUGACCUUCGCAUGGCGUUUGCAAGAUUCAUCGCUCGCAACAAUAUAACCAAUCUGAAGAGGUAUAGCAUUGAACGUGUAUUCCGGCCCAGGAAGCUAGAUCGAGCGCACCCGCGGGAGCUUCUGGAGUGUGCCUUUGACAUCAUCACACCCGUCACUAACAGCCUCCUACCUGACGCCGAGACCAUUUACACCAUCUCUGAAAUAGUCCAGGAAUUCCCCGCACUCCAGGAAAGGAACUAUAACAUUUACCUGAAUCACACCAGCUUGUUGAAGGCCAUCCUGCUCCACAGUGGAGUCCCAGAGGAUAAACUGAGCCAGGCCUCCAACAUACUGUGUGACGCCAUGAGUGAAAAGCUGACCAAACGAGAGGUGGAGGCAAAGUUCUGCAACUUCUCACUGUCAACCAACAGCUUGCAGACACUGUACAAGUACAUAGAACAGAAGGGGGACCUGCAGGGCUUGGCGCCACUGCUGACAUCACUCACCAAACAGAAGACCGCUGUCACCCAGCUGGCAAAGCAGGGCCUCAAGGACCUAGAGGAGCUCACCAUGCUGCUGCGGAGACUGGGAGUGAAACUGCAGGUGGUGGUCAACUUAGGCUUAGUUUACAAGGUACAGCAUCACUCCGGGGUCAUCUUCCAAUUUGUGGCUUUCAUCAGAAAACGAAAGCGAAUCGUACCUGAUAUAGUGGCCGCUGGAGGACGCUACGAUCACCUGAUCCUGGAGUUUCGAGGGCCAGCUUCCACAGUGCCUGUGCCCUCUGCGGUGGGAGCCAGCGUGGCCCUGGACAAAGUGUGUGCUGCUAUCGCCAACAUGGAGGAGCCACCAUCAGUGAGCUCCUGUGAUGCGCUGGUGGUGCCCGUGGGGCAUUCUUCGAUGUCCAGAGCCAUCAACGUGGUCCAGAAGUUGUGGAGCGCCGGCGUCCCUGCAGACAUCAACUACGAUGUCUCACAGUCUCAGGAGACACUGUUGGAACAGUGCAGGCUUGGCGGCAUCAGCUUCAUGGUUCUGGUCUCUGACAAGGAGGGAAACUACAUGAAGGUCAAAUCCUUUGAGAAGGACAGACAGUCCGAGAAAAGAAUUCCCGAGUCGGACUUGGUGGACCAAAUCGUUCAGAAAUGUCGGACCAAAUUCUUUGAGGACAGAAACAUCAGAGAAAUGUCUGAAGGCAUGUCUCUUCAGAACCCCAAAGGAUCGCUGCUCAGCACCACAGGUUCCUCAGAACAGCACGGGAGCAGCAGCACGAACAUGAAUGUUAACGUCAUCAGCCCGGAAAAAGUUUCCGCCAGUGCCAGACGACGCUACGAGAUUCAGAUCCAAACCAGAUUACAGUAUCUUGGUAGCAAUUUGCAGAACAAGAGCAAUGACAUUGAGGUCCUGGCAGUGGACCUGCAGAAGGAAACUCUGGUCAACUUCCUGUCCCUCGAGUUUGACAGUGAAGAGCAGUUUAACAGCAGCGUGAAGACCCUGCUGUCUCGUCUCCCCAAGCAGCGCUACCUGAAGUCCAUCUGCGAUGAGAUCCACAAUUUAAAAAUGGCAAAAAGGAUGGCUGUGGUGGUCUUGUACAGCUACAAGGACGACUAUUACAAGAUCCUUAUAUGAAAACCAAGUGGGGGUUCCAACCUACCUGCCUGGGAGAUGUGCCGUUUUUGCUUCUAAACUCAGGAGAUUUCUCGAGACUUAUUUUUCAUCCUUGGACCACAGGAAUGUACUUGAACAUUGACAGAUUCAUACCUUUUUGAAUAUGAAGAGUCGGCACUAAACUCUAAAACUUUCCCCAAACUUUCCAGUGUUGUGUCUUUCUCAAACAAAGUGGGACAAAAUAUUCACGGGACUUGAUUGCCUUAAUACAAUGGAAGAAUUUAACGUGAAAUGGCUUUUUAGUGAAGAUUAUGUGUCAUAAAUUCAACUAUUUUAUAUUUCUACUCAGCAAAAAUAUGAAUGGUAGAAAUAAAUUACGUUUUUUCCCACAUGGA